UAUUGUUUGAAGAAACAUGGCGGACGGUCCAGCUGGGUUUCACUUCGAUGAACUAAACAAAGUUCGGGUUUUAGAGCCUGAAAUAAGUCAACAGACACAAGAACUCAAGGAAGAAUGUAAAGAAUUUGUUGACAAAAUUGGAGAGUUUCAAAAAAUAGUGGGAGGAUUUAUUGAUAUGGUCGAUUCUCUAGCUAAAGAGGUCGAGAAGGAGAAAAUGAAGGCAAUUGGCUCAAGAAAUCUUUUAAAGUCAAUCGCAAAGCAGAGAGAAGCACAGCAACAACAACUCCGAGCACUGAUUGCUGAAAAGAAAACACAACUGGAACGUUUCCGUGUCCAGCAUGAAGCUUUACAGAAGGUUGAGGGUGAACAAAAUGAAUUUAUAGAGCAGUUCAUUUUACAGAAAUAAUUAUUGUUUAUCACAGAUGCUGUCUUUCUAACACUAUUGUUAACUAACCAGUGGUAAAUUACUUGUAAAUAGGAAUGUUAUGGUUCUUUUAUCCCACAUGAGCAACAGUAUAUUGUUGUUUUUGAUACCUGUAUUUUGUCCACCAUUUUUGAAAUAGCAUGUCUUUACUAUGCUGUUCAGAUGAACUUAAAGAAGCCUUUCUGUCACCUUUUGCUCAGUGUUACAGAGCAUGUUAUUAAAAGAAUAACAGUAUAACGCAUUAAAAACGAACACUGUUUUAAAAAACAAAA
Molecule: messenger RNA, 696 nt
Organism: Stylophora pistillata
Lineage: Eukaryota; Metazoa; Cnidaria; Anthozoa; Scleractinia; Pocilloporidae
Product: intraflagellar transport protein 20 homolog
Biological process (GO): cilium assembly; protein localization to cilium
Cellular component (GO): non-motile cilium; ciliary basal body; centrosome
Source: RefSeq, a predicted model, not a curated record